Chrysemys picta bellii (western painted turtle) is the source of this 4903-nucleotide messenger RNA. NCBI's taxonomy places the organism in Eukaryota, Metazoa, Chordata, Testudines, Emydidae. The record is from RefSeq and is a predicted model, not a curated record.
AUCAGGAAGGAUGGAUGGCAGGAGGAAGGGCUCUGGUGCAUUUUCUGUGGCUGCCUCAGCCAGGACAGAAGCCAGGAGAUCUGAACAUCUUGUGAUCAAUGCUCCUGCUAAGCACUGAUGUGGUUAAAAUCUCUCAGCUGGAUCCAACACAGUCUGUGGGAGAUUUGGUCACAGCUGCCCCCUCUCAGAAAUGUGGAAUGUUCCUUUCACCGGCUGAGGGAUCUGGGACAUCAGCUGCUUGGUCCCCGCUGACAGUCUACCCUCAGUUGCUGCAGUCCAAGAGCCAGGAAGCAUAAAAGUGCCAAGAGUUUAGGAUGGACAAGGACUUCGCUCCUUCCCCUCACAGGGUCCGCAGAUGUAUUCCAACUCCGGGAGCCUGCUCCAGCUCCAGCCGCAUCCCAGGUUUAUCAGCCCGGCCGGUGGGAGGAGGGGGACCGGCGCCUCUCAGCCCCAAGCUGAGAAAGGAAACGCAUCCUGACUCCUUCAGCCAGGACACCGCAGGGCAGAGUCGACUUGCAAAGGGGAGAAUGAGUGCCAGGCCUAACUCUAGGCUUGCAGGCCCAAGGGAGCUGAGUAGCACCGGGCUGCCCAUCCCGUGCCCUCUUCCCCCUUCAUCCAGGUCCCUUCCGUGGACUACUUCUAAUGGUUUGGCACCACGGAAGCUGAGCUCCAUCUCAUUUACCCUCCGCCGGAGCGGCUGUGCACCUCCACCGGACCGGCAACUGCUCCCACCAGCCUCUGCAAGGAGAAAGCUCCACUGUCUACUGGGGAAGGAAGCACCAGGAGGGGAACUGCCCUUGUCGAAUCUGCAGCCAUUACCUGGAGUACAAGCCAUGUCCCCAAGAGUGCCUCUUGGCUGCAUGGAGGAGCAAACAAAUAUCUGGCAUGAUGGGCAAAUCAGUGCUGCAUAUCCAGGGUCAGAGAUGCCCACCACAUUGCUUCCCUCAGGUCCAGAUUUCCAGAGAUGCUUGGCCCGUGCUACCCUACUUCCUCCUCUGCCACAUCCCCAAGUCAAGGGGAAACAUCCCAUGAACUCAUCCAUGACAGCAGCUGGUCAAGAGGACCACAUGGCUACCGAGAGAUACAGUGACCCACUUGGCAUGGGAAUUCUCCAAGGGCCACUUGGAUGUGGGAAUACCCCAAGUCCCAUUCCUGAGCUGUGUGCUCAGGGGCUGGCUCUGGGGGGCCAACUCUCUGCUGCAGAUACCAUGAUGUCUUCUGUGAUGGACACAACUGGGCCAGCAUGGUCAGCAGACAACAAGAUUGAGGCAGCUAUGUCUGAGCUGGUGCCGGAGCCCCGGCAAAAACCAGCAGUGCCAAUGAAACCUGUUGGCAUUAACUCCAACCUGCUGGGCUACAUUGGGAUCGACACCAUCAUUGAGCAGAUGCGCAAGAAGACCAUGAAGACAGGCUUUGACUUCAACAUCAUGGUUGUAGGUCAAAGCGGGCUGGGGAAAUCAACACUGGUGAACACCCUCUUCAAAUCCCAAGUUAGCCGCAAGUCUUCAGGCUGGAACCGUGAGGAGAAGAUCCCUAAGACAGUGGAGAUCAAGGCCAUUGGGCAUGUCAUUGAAGAAGGUGGUGUCAAGAUGAAACUGACGGUAAUUGACACCCCAGGGUUUGGUGACCAGAUCAACAAUGAGAAUUGCUGGGAGCCCAUUGAGAAAUACAUCAAUGAGCAAUAUGAAAAAUUCCUGAAAGAGGAAGUGAAUAUUGCAAGGAAAAAACGAAUCCCAGACACGAGAGUCCACUGCUGCCUCUACUUCAUCUCCCCCACGGGUCACUCCUUGCGACCCCUGGACCUAGAGUUCAUGAAACAUCUCAGCAAAGUAGUAAACAUCAUCCCUGUUAUCGCCAAGGCAGACACCAUGACCCUGGAAGAGAAGACUGAGUUCAAACAAAGGGUGCGCAAAGAACUGGAGGUGAAUGGGAUCGAGUUUUACCCCCAGAAAGAGUUUGAUGAGGACCUGGAGGAUAAAACAGAGAAUGACAAAAUCAGGCAGGAAAGCAUGCCGUUUGCAGUGGUGGGCAGCGACAAGGAAUACCAAGUAAAUGGCAAAAGAAUCCUGGGCAGGAAAACUCCCUGGGGCGUCAUUGAAGUGGAAAACCUCAAUCACUGUGAAUUUGCCCUACUUCGAGACUUUGUCAUCAGGACCCACCUCCAAGACCUAAAAGAAGUGACGCACAACAUCCACUAUGAGACCUACAGGGCCAAGCGGCUGAAUGACAACGGGGGGCUCCCCCCAGUGACCGCCGAGACAGAGGAGAACCACGAAAGUAAUCUGUGAAUUACUCCUCCCACUGUCUGGAUAUUACAACCCGUCCCAGCUACCCUUGACUUUACUGUAGGCCUGUCUUCAAAGCAUGUGGCACAUCCUCUGUGUGUGUGUGUGUAUGGGAGAAGGAGCAGGGGCAUACCUUUCUCCUUCCUAGAAUGUUGUCAUUCUUGUUUUUUUGCACAGCAGGCUGUUUGUUGUCUUCCCCUCUCUCAUGUUCUGUGGUUCAGUUGCGUGUCUUGGUGUGGGAAGUAGUGGAGGGAAUGCUGGGAGAUUUGAUUUCUGGCAUUUGGAGUGUUUGGAGAGGAUGACUUGGUUCUGUGUUUGCACAUUUGAAAAGCAUAGAAAGACUCCAAGGACAGACAGAUUGAUCAAUGAGCACAGUGCCUUCCGAAUGGUGGUGGCAUCGGAGAACCUCUUCCUGCAUGUGAGUGGAGUUCCCUGGUGUAGAUGGGGAAGAUAGGCGGUUGAUUAGGGGGAGUGAUAGGUGGCUAUGGUAUAUCCCCUUUUCUCACUGAGGCCUGUUCAAAAAGGGAAGGGGGCGGGGUUAGUGGUAAUUUGUGUCUGGGAGGAGAGAUAUUAUCAUAUUUUCCAGUCCAUGUUCUAACUGGAAGAUGGGUGGUGGUGGGAAGUGAGCACAAAUUAGAUCUUGGACCUUAGGGUUUCAUUGUAAGAUCUAGAAGGUGUUGUUUUACAUUCCCGUCACAGGUGUCUGGGAGGGGAGAGACAACAAAAAACCAGGAACACUAAUUGAGGGACAAAUCCUGAGGUCUUCACUGAGGGCCAAAUAGUGGCAUUUAGCCACUGCCCUGGAAUUGGCAGGGUGUCUCCCUACCCCAGCAGGCAGGGGGCCUGGGUAGGCUGCCCCAUCUUCUAGGAUACUUCAGCUUGCUGCCCCCAAUGUGCUCAGCGCACUUUGCAAGCCAAUGCAAAGGGUGAGGAGAACAGGCCCAGGCAUAGCUCUAUUGCUUCACUUCCUGUGGGGCAACAUACACCUGCUGGGACACAGCAGAGGGGCAGGCCCUGCACUCCUGCAAUUGACACACAGGGUAGGCUCCUUAUGUAGUCACCCAUGCAAGGGCCACCCAUAAUCUGGCCCCCAGGAGUUUACUUAGGCAGAACUCCCAACUAAGCAAAUGGGCCAAGCUCUUAGUCCUCACUCAGUUUUUACCCAAUAUUUACUUGGACAAACUUGUCUCUGAAGCCAUGGGAGAUGUGCCUAAGUAAAAAAAUGAAUGAGGGCCUUGGAAUGUGCCCUAGAGUUAAUCGCUUGAAACGAAGCCAAUACCAGUAAGCAUGAGUUGCAUGUACUAAUGUGAACAUGAGACCAUCCCUUCUUCUUUCCUUAGCACAAAGAGCUGGGUUCACUGGAACUAGCUCAUGGACAAAUGGGGCAGAAUUUUGGCUGGCCUGCUGGUCUUGGGUCAAGUGAUCCCCUCUACACCUACCAGUUCCCGGCACACUCUCACUAGUUAGUUAUUGAGGACGUCAGAGGAUGUAUAGAGGGGGGAGAAAUAUGUGCUAAGGGAGGGUGAAUGAGAAGGGAAAAGGGAUGUUGACAGCAGAGAGGAAAUCAUCUUUCCCAGGACUGGAGUGAGUUUCCACACAAGAAUACCUCCUAAUUCUGUUGGUAAACAUCAUGGGAUCCCUUUAUCUGCUGCAUAGGAUUCUGCGUUUAGGGAAGGAAGAGAGAAAAAUACACAUGACCCUUGCCUCCCCGGCCAGGGCCACCCACUUUUGACAUAGUGCUGGAGGAUACCAGUCCUUGAGCAAGUGAGAACUGUGAAUAUCUUGUGAGGUUCCUCGCAGAUUUUCCACACUGGGAACCUUUCCAUUGGCUUACCCUGGGGCCCGAGCCUCUACUGUGCUUUUAGAUCCUUUGGGAUGAAAUGUGGACAUUAUAGAGAUGUAAAGUUCAUAUCUUAUUUAAUUGCUCGAUGAAGAAAUGCUUUUUAAUCCCCUGGAUUUCUUGCACUAGGGAUCCCUUUCCCCUUCCCAGUCACAGCUAUAUCAUUCUCCAGCUGCCAAACAAACAUGGUCAGUCUCUGCACAGCUUCCAGAUGUGAAUCGCGACUGCUUUAUCAGUUUCCCCCUCUGAUCUUCCAGGAGACGGCCUGGUAUUUGAUUAAGGGACUUGUCUCUCUCUCAGCACUGAGCCUGAGCCCUAGAUUAGGGGUAGAUGUAGUCACUGAAUGGUUAUAUCAGUUUUCUUAAUACUAAGGCCUCUAUUUUGUAUUUUACCUGUGGAGAAACAGCAUUGCAUAAGAACAUAAGAAUGGCCCUACUGUGUCAGACCAAAGGUCCAUCUAGCCCAGUAUCCUGUCUUCCGACAGCGGCCACUGCCAGGUGCCCCAGAGGGAAUGAACAGUGAUCCAUCUCCUGUCGCUCAUUCCCAGCUUCUGGCAAACAGGCUAGGGACACCAUUCCUGCCCAUCCUGGCUAAUAGCCAUUGAUGGACCUAUCCUCCAUGAAUUUAUCUAAUUCUUUAUUUAACCAUGUUAUGGUCUUGCACAUCACAAUAUCCUCUGGCAAGGAGUUCCACAGUUGACUGCGUUGUGUGAAGAAAUACUUCUUUUAUUUGUUUUAAACCUGCUGCCUAUUAAUUUCAUUUGGUGACCCCUAGUUCU